UCCUCCCCUGCCACAUAGCUGAAGCCAGCGUCGGUGCAGGCGUUCACCGUCUUUACUGAGUGACUAACUUCAUGUUUACUCCGACCUGCAGCCCGUCGGUACAAGUGCUAGCAGCGGGGAAGCUAACAGCCAGCACAAGUUGAAGUCAUCGCAGAAGGACAAGGUUCGGCAGUUCAUGUCCUUCACACAAGCCGGGGAGAGGACAGCCGUGUACUGCCUGACGCAGAAUGACUGGAAACUAGAAGUCGCCACAGACAACUACUUCCAGAACCCAGACCUCUACUACAAAGAAUCCAUGAAAACCUCAGUGGACCGCAAGAAGCUGGAGCAGCUCUACAACAGAUACAAAGACCCUCAGGAUGAGAACAAGAUAGGCAUCGAUGGGAUCCAGCAGUUCUGCGAUGACCUGACUCUGGAUCCAGCCAGCAUGAGCAUACUUGUGGUGGCGUGGAAGUUCAGAGCGGCAACACAGUGCGAGUUCAGCAGGAAAGAGUUCCUGGAUGGCAUGUCCGAGCUGGGCUGUGACAGUCCUGAAAAACUCAAAGCCAUCCUUCCCAGACUAGAGCAGGAGCUGAAAGACACAGGAAAGUUCAAAGAUUUCUACCAGUUUACCUUCAAUUUUGCUAAGAACCCAGGCCAGAAAGGUUUAGACCUGGAGAUGGCUGUUGCUUACUGGAAUCUAGUUCUUACAGGUCGCUUCAAGUUCUUGGAUCUCUGGAACCGCUUCCUGUUGGUGAGUGUGGAGGAACAUCACAAGCGGUCUAUCCCCAAGGACACGUGGAACCUUCUCCUGGAUUUUGGAAAUAUGAUCGCAGACGACAUGUCAAACUACGAUGAGGAAGGGGCCUGGCCCGUCCUCAUCGAUGACUUUGUGGAGUUCGCUCGGCCGAUCGUGACGGGGAGUAAACGCAACAUGACAUAAUGUUUGUCCCGGCCUCAUGCAGUGGAUGGAGUUUGUGUUUCUUCCAAUUUUCUUUUUCUGAAUGAGGUUUUGAUACAAAUGAGCCAAAAAGAGACUACUUCUCAAUAAGCCUGUCUGCAGCUUGUCAUCAAGAUUGUUCUUCCGACUGCAUAAGAUGCCUUGGAUCGGGAGUGACCUAGAAAACCAGUUCAGAAUGGAAAGCAGGAAGGGGAAUCGACAAGAGAGAAAGCACUUGUUUUUGUUGUUGUUGUCGUCUGCUGGCUUGGACACACUUUGGAGCUGCAAUAUGGAAAUGAUGGGUACGCUAAAACUCAAAUUACCAACGGGUGUAGCUUUGAGCUGCCGCUGUGGACUCAUUAACAAGCACCCUUGGCGCAGUCGGAGCGAGCUUUUAGCACAUGCAGAAGAUUAAGUUAUAGAUGCAGUAGGAUGUGGCCUCUUAUAGUUGUGAAUGGACCAGUAUGUUAAAAUCUGCAUGUUUUUGUCAGCUGGUGUGAAGCAGUGCCAUGGAUGUUGCAGAGGAACAGAGUGACCCACAUUAUUUUCACUGAGAUUGUGUUGCUCUCUAACAAUCACACCGAGAGCAGAGCAGAGGAGUGCUUGUUUGUCGUUGUGCGUGUGUUUGUGCGUGUGUGUGAGAGAGAGUUUGGAGAAGGUUAAACAUAUUGCCUAUUUUACAGUACAAUGCUAAAUAUUUUCGUUUGGUUUUAUUAAUAUAAGAAGCUGGGACGCUAUGAUUCACCUUUACCGAGUGACAGUGAAAACGUUCAGAUCCACAUUUUGUAUCCAGACUGAGAGUUGGACGGAGCAGCAUGCUUUUUGAGCUCAGCACCAGCAGAAUCAUAUUGUUACAGUUGUAAAAUAAAAAAUUCACAUAGAAAUAAGAAGAUUCAAUUUUAGAAGGACAAAAAUGUAUAUCAGAGAAAAACAGGAAAUGGCAUUUAUAGUCAUGACUAGUACAUAAGAAGAAUUUAGGAUCCUCAUUUUUAAAAUGUUACAGUGUUACAUUUUUAUUUUUUUUAGUUUCCUUGAUCUUGCAGUGUGUCAACAUGUGUACACAAAGAGAAACUGACUGGCACAUUGACUGUUUUCUAUUAUCCAGGUGAUGAUCACGUAUCACCUCCGCAAACUGCACUGAUUUACACUUUUUUUCUGAUUUAGGACUGCUAUUUUGUUUUUAAUCAGGAAGCACAGCAUAGUGCUACAGAGCUAUUCGGGUUACGACUGUAGGCUUCACUUGCACACUUUUUAAAAUGAACAUCUACAUCACAGCCAAGAGUAUUUUCACUGGUUGUUUACACUGUUGGAGAUUUUGGUUUGCAGCUUUUAUGUUGAAGCACCAUAGAACUACUACAGAGGCAAACAAGAACACUGCUUGUGCUGCCAUCUAGGGGUGGCUGUGGGGUAUAGCAUUUCUCAAUGCACUGUAUUCAGACACUACAUCAAAAACUUGAGCCUUUAAAACAUAGGGGUCAGGGCAGUGCUAUUUACGAGACUUAGUGUUGCAUUUUCCGUGUAAUUAUUAACACUACGCCACCCUGCGUAUGCUAAAUGCAGCGUGACAGAAGGUAGAGCUCAGGUACAAGUCGUUCUCUCCCACUCAUAGUGAGCAACGCUCAGCUUCCUGCACCUACGUUAGUGUUUGCCAUGCUUUCUGUUCUGAACAAUGGCGUUGAUCUUGUUGUUGUCUCCAUGACUGAUCCCUUUGCCCUGUGUUGACACGUGGAUGGAAAUAUCACCGCAUCAAAUUUCUCUGUCCUGUCAACAGCUUCCUACAGGGGAAAUAACUGCCUUUUAUUAGUUAUUAAGUUAAUAAAUAUGUUGGAAUACCCAUAUUUAUGUAUACAUAAGUCAUAAGCUACGGUGGUGUGCAUGAUUGUAAACUAAGAAGUUCAAGGCAGAAUAGGAUUUUAAGUUUAUUAUGAAUUCAGUCCCACAUUGAGUGCAGUGUCAGAGAAGACUGUAGGAGCUGAUUAAGUGUUCAUCUAAGCAAGCUAGACAUGUGUUGGUUGAAUGAAAUAGCUCAUAUGAAGUGUUCCUGAUUGCGUUACAACUCCUCCAUUAAACUGUCAAAGCUGUACACAAACCUAUCAUGGAUGAGGCAAUGACGUGUGAAAGUUUUUUCCCAGACCCGACGUUCUGUGUGGUUCAGAAGCAAGAGAACAUCUUUCAGUAUUCAGUCUGUUAAUAUGGUACAUUUGGUACGUUUUUAGUUGUUAAAUGUGUGAUCCACUGUUUCUAGUCACGCAGAUCAUUCUUAAUGAAGCAGUAUUAUUUUUCCCAGCAGGGAAGCAGGUAUUUACAGAGUAAUGUUUUUUUUUUUUUUUUUUUUGCAGAAGCGUACCACGCAUUGUUUUCUUGAAAAAUGUUGUCAAUAAAGCAUGUUGUUUUUAACA
This is a messenger RNA of Acanthochromis polyacanthus (spiny chromis), 3318 nucleotides long. RefSeq names its product DCN1, defective in cullin neddylation 1, domain containing 2b (gene dcun1d2b). The coding region runs from base 176 to 922 and encodes 248 amino acids. The record is from RefSeq and is a predicted model, not a curated record. NCBI's taxonomy places the organism in Eukaryota, Metazoa, Chordata, Actinopteri, Pomacentridae. Gene Ontology annotation, biological process: protein neddylation; positive regulation of ubiquitin-protein transferase activity. The transcript is spliced from 7 exons. Gene Ontology annotation, cellular component: ubiquitin ligase complex. Gene Ontology annotation, molecular function: cullin family protein binding; ubiquitin conjugating enzyme binding; ubiquitin-like protein binding.